This is a messenger RNA of Penicillium taxi, 831 nucleotides long. RefSeq names its product Spk1-like Ser/Thr protein kinase. Bases 1 to 831 code for a protein of 276 amino acids. Gene Ontology annotation, cellular component: cytoplasm; nucleus. Gene Ontology annotation, biological process: mitotic DNA damage checkpoint signaling; protein phosphorylation. Lineage: Eukaryota; Fungi; Ascomycota; Eurotiomycetes; Eurotiales; Aspergillaceae. The record is from RefSeq and is a predicted model, not a curated record. The transcript has 2 exons. Gene Ontology annotation, molecular function: protein serine/threonine kinase activity; ATP binding.
AUGCGUCUCGACUUAGGAAAGAAACUUGGGCAAGGAGGAUUCGGCACUGUUUACGAUGCCGUACUCAGUAUGCUGAGCCUAGACGGGUCUCAUUGGCGCCAUUUCGCUGUUGCUGCUAAAUCAGCAACUAAAGAUCCGGGUGGCAUGAUUGUUGGAACGACCUUGGAGAACUCAGUCAUCAGCGAUUAUAUUGUUCUGAUACAUGAAACUUUUUAUGUUGAAGAAAACCAUGAGGCAUUUGCAGUCAUGCCAAAGGCGAGUGAUGGUGACUUGGUGGAAUUUUUAGAAAAUUAUGAGGUUCCUGAAAAAGAUCUCAACAAAUACUUCAGAAUGAUUUUGCUCGGCGUAAAGGCGAUGCAUGAUAAGGGCAUGAUGCACCGCGACCUUAAGCCAGCGAAUAUCUUGAUGUUCGGAGCUCUUCCCAAAAUUGCCGAUUUUGAUGUGGCGACAUAUGAUGCGACCUCUGAGAAAUAUAGUAUUGGAACAAUGGGAUAUCUAGCGCCUGAAGUUAUGAGACUUCAGAAAUAUGAUAAAGGAGUCGACAUCUUCGCAUGUGGAAUGACAUGGAUGGAAAUGACAUGGGAACUGGUAUCGCAAUCGGAUUGGUAUGAGGAUUCUUGGCCAAUUUGGAAAGAUCUCGUGGAUCCUGAUGAAGACAACUCUAAAGACAAAGUGUGGCUAAGCCGAGAGGAUGUUAAAGAAGUUCUGAUCCAGAGAGUGGGGAAAAACAAGUACUCUGAUGCUAAACUAGACCUAUUGUCAAAGGUUCUUUGUGAGCCUAGCACGCGAAUCGGUAUUGAUGAGUUUAUAAGAGGAUUAGAUGCGUUGUGA